AUGAAUCCAUACGCGCCCCCUCUACCUCCACCACAGCACCCACAAAUGGCAUCGUCCACUGUUCCCGACGCCGCCGUUUCGACCCAUGGCCCGUCCCCUGCAAAUCCCAUGGCAGCACAAGGCCAGAUGCAGGAGUAUCCAAACGCCCCCCUUCUAUUCCGCCACCUAGAAAACACCUUCUUCCAAACGCUUGACAGAAGCUACGCCCUGACCAUGGCGCGCUUCGACCGCGUUGAGAUUGUCCUCGGAGGCAUCUCGAAGAACACGAACGAGCGGCUCGACCAGACCGCAGCCACCCUGCAGCAGACCAAAGACGCGGUCACCGAGCUGAACACGGCGCGCCGGGAUGACAACCAGACGCUCCUCCAAGUGCACGGCAAUCUCCUACAGGCGUCCAAGAUCUUUUUGGGCAAGGCGGAGCGUCUCGAACAGGUCAUGGGCAGCCCUUCGGCGACCAACGCAGACGGUGAAGGAGCGCCGACGGUGCUAGAACGGCUCCAGCGGCUCGAACGCAGCAUCGCGGAGCUGGUGGAAACCUUAGGAGACCCGACGCUGCGAAGCCUGUCGUCCUCCACCAUGAGGUCGGGAUCAACACUUCCCCUGUCGUGCGUCCUAUGGCAGACGCCGGAGUGGAUGCGAUUGAUCUCGUCCCCCUCUGGAACACUGGACGCUGUGGUGCAGUCGGAGCAGCCCUCCAUGGUAGAUGUCGGGGUGGAAGCGAGGGAAGUCGAAUUGCCAAGCCCCGCAUAUAUGCGGUACUCGACUGCGUCUCAGACGGUCUACGGUUCGUCCCCUGACCCGCAAGACGAGGAGGCAACCCGGCGGUCCGCCCCCGCCAGGAUCAAGAGGGAGGCCAACAAGUCCUCGUCGCAUGAUCAACGUCCUGCCAAGCGCCGCAAAACGAUGGGGGCCGUCAAACUCGAAACCUCAAGCGCCUCUCGUGCGGGUGGCGAGAGCAAGUCUGCGAUCUCGAAGAGCACAAAACGGGCCAGCAACAGGCGCAAGGGUCGCCCAUUCGUCACCACUCCUAUCAAGUUGAAGGUGAAGGUGCCGCCAUCGUCCCCACAGGUCACUCCAAAAACGAAAAGGCGAUACGAGGCGCCACAGAUUGGGACCAAUUGCCCGUGGCCAAACAAAGUCGAUGAUGAUGGUGCAGGCGAGAUGGUGGCUUGCGAUAACUGCAACGGGUGGUAUCAUUACGGUUGUGUGGGACUCGUUGAAGACGACCCUCGCGCGGAGGACGAUUGGCACUGCCCCCCUUGCGAAACAAGCGAAGAAGUGCAAGAGCUGCGCCGCGAAGUGGCGUGGGAGGAGGCUGCGUGCCUCCGUCCAGACUGCGAUCAUCCUGGAUCGGCGGAAGACACCGGCCAGUACUUCAUUGAGCGUAUCAUCGGCCGGCGCCCAUUCGACCCGGCCACCGACUGGUCUCCGACAGAAGGCGGGUCGAAGUUCAUGUGGUUGGUCAAGUGGGACGGGUACCCUGUGGGUGAGGCUACCUGGUCUUCUGACCACUGCGUACGAAACUGCCGACCUAAAGUCGAAAACUUCUUGGCUGCAGCCGAGAUCGAGAACAAGAACCUGGCGGACAAGAGAAAAGUCCUGCUCAACGAAGCCAGUGCGGCUGGGUUGUAG
This is a messenger RNA of Epithele typhae, 1632 nucleotides long. RefSeq lists its product as uncharacterized. The transcript is spliced from 6 exons. The record is from RefSeq and is a predicted model, not a curated record. Lineage: Eukaryota; Fungi; Basidiomycota; Agaricomycetes; Polyporales; Epitheliaceae. Bases 1 to 1632 code for a protein of 543 amino acids.